CGGAAUUUACCCACAAAACAGCUCACAGUUAAACCAUGGAUUUGAAACUACACCUAUCACUAAUCGCAGCCCUCUUCACACUUUCAGCAAAUUCAGAGCAAAAUGAAGACCGAAAAUUCGCAGUCAUUUCAACAACCGCCUCGCCACAUUCUCCAACCGACAAACUCAUCUUCGACGACCAGCUCGAAAUCCGCCAAUCUCUCGCGACAAUGAAGGACCGACUGGAGAGGUUUGAGGUACGCAUGACCCAGAUUCAACGAGCUCUGGAGAAGUUGUUGAAACUUCACGGGGUGAAGCUAGAAAGGGACAUCACGGCGACGGUGGACUCAAGCGACCUUUCAAAAAUUGGAAAAGUGGUGGAGGAGGCGUUGAAAUUGUACAAGACUUGCGGAAACGCGUCUGGUCAAGUCGAAGACAAACUACAACAGAUAAAAGACGACUUGGUGAACGAAAUCGAGAAAAAGCGCAACGAACCGACAAAGUUUUCGGCUGCGGAUUUGGAAGGGUUCAAACGGGAUGUCCUCAAUGGUGUGUCUUCGGAUGUAGAAGCGGCAAGGAAGGCGAUUGACGGGUUUGAAAGUAAGUUGGAAUCGACGAAUGAUAGGUUGGAAAGAGUGACGAAAAAAGUGGGAGGAGUGGAUGACGAUAGCACGAUUUCGCCCACUGGGGGAGAGUUUGCCCGGAAUUGUAGAGAGGUUUUGAAGCAAGGCAACACGAAGAGUGGGAUAUAUACCAUACGACCCCCACGUGCCUCUCAACCCUUUAAGGUUCAAUGUGAUAUGGAUACCAGAGGCGGUGGGUGGACUUACGUCAUGCGACGGUUUGAUGGUUCUCAAGAUUUUUAUUUAAAUUGGACUGACUACAAGGACGGGUUUGGUAAUCUGGAAGGGGAGUUUUGGUUGGGUUUGAAGCACCUGCACGAGUUGACAGGUACCAAACCCAACGAAUUGUUGUUCGUGCUUACCGACUGGGACGACAAAACCGUGUAUUCCCAUUUCAAAAAAUUCAGCGUUGGAAACGAAGAGGAGAGCUAUUUGAUAAAGGUCAUCCAAGGGUACAGUGGAGACGGUGGAGUCUCUUUCACGAGUCACCUCAACUGGAGAUUUAACACUCUGGAUAAGCAAGAUACUUAUGGAAGUUGCGUCGAAACUUAUCACGGACCUUGGUGGUACGGUCCUGGGUGUUUUCACGUCAAACUCACCGGGAAGUACCUCAAAGGCGAGAUAAAGUCGUUCGGAGAUGGCAUACAUUACUCAGAAUUCCACGGGUACAGGUAUAGUUUGAAGGAAGUCAAGAUGUUGGUAAAGAUUUAAAUAAAACAGAAUUUUGAAAGAAA
Messenger RNA from Zophobas morio, 1336 nucleotides. RefSeq names its product ficolin-2-like. NCBI's taxonomy places the organism in Eukaryota, Metazoa, Arthropoda, Insecta, Coleoptera, Tenebrionidae. The coding region runs from base 36 to 1313 and encodes 425 amino acids. The record is from RefSeq and is a predicted model, not a curated record. The transcript has 4 exons.